AUGGCUGGUAAUUAGACGGGAUGAAGUUUAAAAACCGGGAGUGCUCUGCAAAACUGUCUUUGGCUUGGGUCAUGGGUUUCAUCACCCACUUAGGUUUUCCUCGCAGGGCGGAGGGAGGAAAAAGGAUUCAGCGGUUCCACUGUCGGUCUAACCUGAGGCCCGUCCUGGAGUUCCGGCGCGCUUUGCAGUCGUGCGUCUACGUAAAACUGACGAGUCGGAACUGCCGGGCAAUGGGUGAAAGGGGGAUUUAUGUUGAUGCAGUUAAUUCUCUUGGCCAGACUGCACUUUUUGUUGCAGCAUUAUUAGGUCUUACGAAAUUGGUUGAUGUUCUGGUGGAUUAUGGAUCUGAUCCAAAUCACCGCUGCUUUGAUGGAAGUACUCCUGUUCACGCAGCAGCAUUUUCAGGCAAUCAGUGGAUCCUCAGCAAACUGCUGGAUGCAGGGGGUGAUCUUCGACUCCAUGAUGAGAAGGGUCGAAACCCGCAGACUUGGGCUCUGACAUCCGGGAAGGAGCGCAGCACCGCGAUGGUGGAGUUCAUGCAGCGCUGUGCCUCGCACAUGCAAGCCAUCAUACAGGGUUUCUCCUGUGACCUCCUGAAGAAGAUCGACUCCCCACAGCGGCUCAUCUGCGGCCCGUCCCGGUUUGGUGGUCUCAUACAGGGAAACCCUAAUGGCUCUCCUAAUCGACUGCUUAAAGCUGGAGUCAUUUCUGCACAGAAUAUCUACAGCUUUGGCUUUGGGAAGUUUUAUCUCACAGGGGGAGCACAGCUGGCCUACCUAGGAUCUCUCCCAGUAAUCGGAGAAAAGGAAGUGAUUCAAGCUGAUGAUGAGCCUACUUUCUCUUUCUUCAGUGGCCCCUACAUGGUCAUGACCAACCUGGUGUGGAAUGGGAGCAGGGUCACAGUGAAGGAGCUGAAUCUCCCCACCCACCCUCACUGCAGCAGGCUUAGGCUGGCUGAUUUGUUAAUUGCGGAGCAGGAGCAUAGCAGCAAGCUCCGACACCCCCACCUGCUGCAGCUGAUGGCCGUGUGCCUGUCCCAGGACCUGGAGAAGACCCGCCUUGUGUAUGAGCGCGUCACGGUUGGCACACUGUUCAGUGUCCUCCAUGAACGGCGCUCCCAGUUCCCCGUGCUGCACAUGGAGGUGAUCGUGCACCUGCUGCUCCAGAUUUCUGACGCCCUGAGAUACUUGCAUUCCCGGGGGUUUAUCCACCGCUCCCUCAGCUCCUAUGCCAUCCACAUCGUUUCCACAGGAGAAGCAAGGCUCACCAACCUGGAGUAUAUGAUGGAAAGCCAAGAUGGACGUAUACACAAGGACCUGACUGGAGUGCCCCUCCCAACCCAGCUGUACAACUGGGCUGCCCCAGAGGUGAUCUUACAGAAGGCAGCCACAGUGAAAUCGGAUGUUUACAGCUUUUCUAUGAUCAUACAGGAGAUUUUAACAGAUAACAUACCCUGGAAUGAUUUAGAUGGCUCAGUUAUCAAAGAAGCCAUAGUCUUGGGAAAUUAUUUAGAAGCUGAUGUCAGGCUUCCAAAACCUUACUACGAUAUUGUUAAGUCAGGCAUCCAGGUCAAGCAGAAAAACCGAACUAUGAACCUUCAAGAUAUCCGGUACCUUCUGAAGAAUGACUUAAAGGAUUUUCUUGGAACCCAGAGAACUCCGCCAACUGAGAGCCCCACGGUGCAGAGAUACGAACUCCAUCCUGAUGUCAAUGUCUAUCUAGGACUGACCUCAGAUCAGCUGAAAGAGACCCCUAACUUGGAAAUAAAAGAGCUGAAAGAAACGGGUAGUCGGCUUCAUUCACCCAGGGGUCCCCCUUCUCCCCCCGAGAAAGCAACACCAGAUCCUCAGGUCCUAGAUCCAGGUUUGAUGACCAAGGAGAUUCAGAAUCAAGACACUGCUUCUCCUGCUGGCCCGGUGGCAGAAGAGGCUAGGAGCCCCAGCCCAGGUCAGGCAAGCCUCUGUAGCUUUGAAAUCAAUGAAAUCUACUCAGGCUGUCUGGACAGGGGAGAUGGCAAAGAGGAGCCCCCAGAAGCAGGUUCAUCCUUUGAGGGGGCUGGGCCAAGCCAGGCAGAUGAACUAAAGUCCAUGGAAGAAGAGCUUGAAAUUAUGGAGAGAGAGGCAUGCUGUUUUUGUGAUGAGGACGAGAGCUCUUCAGGAGCUAGCACAGAGCUCUCCUUUGAGGAUUGGGAUUGGCAAAAUGGUUCUCUUAGUUCACCCAGCCUGCCUGAGCCAACCAGAGGAGCCAAGGACCAUGUGAGCAAUAGGUGUGUGACCGAGGAGUACAUCAGUAAGUGUGUGCUGAAUCUGAAGAUUUCACAGACAUUAAUGCACCAGAAUGCCGAUUUGCUCAGGAAUAUCCAACAGAAAAUCGAUAAACUUGAGAUGAUACAGAAGGAGCAGGAGGAGUGCAGGUCUUUGUGGGCUUCUUCAAGAGAGUUCGUGAACAUCUAUGACUCCCGUUCAGCCUUGGGUCCCCCAGCUUCCAGCUAUAUACCGCCUGUCAUACAGCUGCCAGGAGGCCAGCAGCUGGACACCAGUGGCAAUUGCCUAACCCUGACAAGGUCUUCCAUAGUGAGAGACUUCCAAGGGGGACAUUUUGGCAAAAGGUCCAGGAAAAGAAGUGGCUGUGACCGGAAAGCUGUCACCCAAGUCUCUGAAGAAAGCACUGGAGAUCAGUCAGAGAAGAGCCAUCAGCUACCAACUUUUUGUGGACCUGGAAAACAGAGCACAAGUGAACAAUCACAGCCCACUCAAGGAGCCAAGCACAGUCUGGAAAGAAACAGGAGCCCAAAUACCAGCAGCCAAGGAAGACCUAAAGAGUCCAGUGCCCAAACCAGGCUGACUCAGCUUAGUAGUGCACUUGUCACUGUGUCAAGGCACCCUAAGGGCCCUGCUGUGUCAUCCAGCCCUAGCCAGGGCUCUACUAGGAUCAGUAUGGAGUCUGUAUCUUCUGAAAUCUGUAAUGCAAAGUCAAGAAAUAAUGAAGAUGAUGGAGAGGUACACUUAAAGUGGAAAAUGGAGGUGAAAGAAAUGGCAGAGAGAGUGGCUACUGGGCAGCUGGCGGUACCACCUUGGCAUCCUCAGAGUAGUGUGUCUUUAGAGGAUGAGGCUAAAAAUGAGCCUGAUCUCCUGCUGCAGCCCCUGCUGAGGGACCCUGAGAAAGUGGGCUGGCAGUGCACUGUAGAGUAUCCCGGGAAAAAUGAAGAGUCAGGAGGAAAUGGCAAGUGUGACAAAAUGGACAAGAAUGACUGUGACAGUAACCAGCACCGCAGACAGCAUGGGCCUCGAAGCUUUACCAAUAUCAGGCACCUGUCUCCCAGAAAAAAUGAGCAGCCAGAGCAUAGUGAAGCCUUUCAAGCAAGUUCUGAUGCACCUGUGGUCAUUGAGAAAUCUUACAGCGAUCAAUCCGUGCGGUCAACUUGUUCACCAGAAUCUUCUGAGGACAUAACAGAUGAAUUUUUAACUCCAGACCAUGAAUAUUUUUAUUCCUCGACUGCUCAAGAAAACUUAGCUCUAGAGACCUCAAGUCCCAUAGAAGAGGAUUUUGAAGGAGUACGAGAUGCAUUUGCCCAACCUCCGAGCUCUGGUGAAGAAAAGUUCCAAAUGAGAAAAAGACCUGGAAGGAAUGCUGAGAUUUUGGCCAGGUCUCAAUUCCAACCCAUACGAAGUUCUGAAGGUGAACAAGAGGAGACAUUAAAGGAAUCACCAGAGCAGCUGAAAGAGAAAGACAUAUCCCUGACAGACAUUCAAGACCUCUCCAGUAUCUCCUACGAACAAGGUGGUUCUUUUAAGGAAGUUUCAUGCAAAACACCCAGAAUAAACCACGCACCUACAAGUGUCAGCACUCCGCUCAGCCCAGGGUCAAGUUCUUCAGCUGCCAGCCAGUAUAAAGACUGCCUUGAAAGUAUCACAUUUCAGAUUAAAACAGGGUCUACCUCAUGCUGGAACAGUCAGGAAUCUAUUCAAACUUCAUCUGAUACAUUUUCAACAGUUCGAGAGAAAGCAAAGAGCCUAGAUUCCUUUCUUACUUCCUCUGAAACUGUCCCUUCAAGAUUGACUGAUCUUAAAAGAUUGUCUGCAUUUACUGGGGCUGGUUCCUCCAGCAUUGCUAAGUCACCUGACAUAUCGUCCCAUGCCACCCAGAGAAGGAGCCUGCCGAAAGCACUAGUAGAAGCCAUUUCACAGCGUCACAUUGAUGAGCUACCACCACCAUCUCAGGAGCUGCUUGACGAAAUUGAGCACUUGAAGAAGCAGCAGGCCUCAUCCACAGUGUUGGGGGAGAACUCAGCAAGUCAUCUAGGCAUCACUGCAAAAGACCAAAGGCACUUAGAAGAACAAGAAACUAACUGUGAAAAAGAAGAUAGCAGUAUGCUUUGGACCAAAGAAACUCAGGAUCUAGAAGAGGACACAGAGAGAGCUCACUCUACUCUCGAUGAGGACCUGGAAAGAUGGCUACAGCCCCCCGAGGACAACACGGAGCUACAAGAUCUCCCUGAAGGCUCUACAAGGGAGGAAAAUAUCAAGGAUCAAGAAGCUGGUGAAAAGAAAAGAAAAGGAGAAGAAAGGAUCAAAUCAGAGAGAAGGAAAUCGGACAGCUUUUUAGGAACUUCUGAAGAAGAGGAACUAAAACCCUGUUUUUGGAAGCGACUGGGUUGGUCUGAACCAUCCAGGAUAAUCGUGCUGGAUCAGAGUGACUUGUCAGACUGAUGGCAUUUGGAUCGCAGGUGGACUCCUGGCCAGAGUUCGAGCAUCCUGCUGGUGAGCUCCAGCCUCUCCUCAUCUGCUUCAGUCACCAUCAGGGCAGUGACCCCCUAGCUCGCACUUUGUUCAGCCGCCGCAGUAGACGGAACCACUGGCCCUUUCUGUUUGCACACUUAACUGUUUGCACAUUUAACAAUUUAUUUUUAGUUCACAUUUCUGAAAAGUGAAAGGCAGCUUUUGUUGUAAAAUUUUCUCAUUGUUUCCAGAAUGGCUUUUGGUUUUGUUGUUUAAGAUUUUUGAAACUUUAACUCAUCUUAUAUAAUAAAAUGUUUACUGUUAAUACCAUUUAGGUUUUAGCUGUGUAAGAGAAAUUUCUUUGUUUUAGUUAUUGGGAGAGGAACUGCCACCCAAACAGUCUUCAAUAUCUGUUAUAAAGUUGGAUGUAUAAGCAGCUACUGCUACCACCUCUCCUAUAAACCGGCACCAGUCAUCCGUAUUUUAGACUAGAAAUACUACCCUCCUCUUGGCUAGGAUUGCCAUAUUCCCAUUCCAGCUAGAAUUGACUUACAUGAUGAAACUACAGCUCAGAAUAAAAGUCCAAGAUAUUUUGAACUCUUUAAGGUAAACAAACAUCAUUUCUGUAUAUUUCAGAUUGUAUACCUCACCUCAUUAGUGCCUUAGAGGAUGAAAUUGUGGUAAGAUGAAGAUCACAACCUUUUUUCUAAUUUAGCAGCUAGUGACUACUGGCCAGAUGCAUACACAUGUGUAACCUGGUUUUUAGAGGAUCGAUAUACCUUCAUCUACCUCGAGUUUAGAGCCUUCACAUAUGAAUAAAAACUUUUUCUUAGAAGCUGUGUGCUGUUGUACAGUACUAGCCAGCUAACAUUUUAUUCUUAGCAAAUAAAUAAUAGGUCUUUUGUUUGUGAAAACUGAAUUGUUCCUGUUGAGGAUGGUCAUAUUCAUACAAUUCUUACUAGCACCAAAGCAUUUUAGCCUGCACAAAUAAAAUAAGAAGGUACAAAUCUGUUUGACCAUUUUGAAUCAAGAGACAGAUGCUUGUCAUUAUAACCAGAAGAAAAUCAAAGCAAACUACUUUACAAAUAAUACUAUGUGUAAGAAACUUGGAGGAUACAGGGACUUGUAAUAUAUAAUCCUUCCUCUCAUAAACCUUUAAUUGGUGACACAAAACCAACAUACAUAAAAAUAUAAGGGCUGAUAGCAGCAUGAUAUAUAGUGAGUUGUGAUAUUAUAGCAUUCUCUGUUAGUAUUCAUUAAGGCUAUGAAUACUCUGUUAGUGUUCAUUAGGCUCACAGAGUCCUACGUAAACUCCCACUGAUAUGAUUUGUAAUCUUUUGUCUACAAUGUCAGUAGACUCUUCUAGCUGGCCAGUGACUAUGUUAUAAUGGCCAAUAUUAACAAUAA
Mustela erminea (ermine) is the source of this 6125-nucleotide messenger RNA. It is a transcript of the gene TEX14, whose product is annotated as testis expressed 14, intercellular bridge forming factor. Gene Ontology annotation, biological process: protein phosphorylation; intercellular bridge organization; mitotic sister chromatid separation. Gene Ontology annotation, molecular function: protein kinase activity; ATP binding; protein binding. The record is from RefSeq and is a predicted model, not a curated record. NCBI's taxonomy places the organism in Eukaryota, Metazoa, Chordata, Mammalia, Carnivora, Mustelidae. Gene Ontology annotation, cellular component: intercellular bridge; midbody; kinetochore.